AUGGCGGCCGUGGUGUCUGAUUCCCCCAGCCAUGUCCUGGCGGAAUUCGAUUCUCUGGACCCCCUGCUGUCAGCGCUGCGAUUGGAUUCCAGCCGGCUGAAGUGCACUUGCCUGGCCGUGUCCCGGAGAUGGUUGGCUCUCGGCAGCUCCGGAGGGGGUCUCAACCUCAUCCAGAAAGACGGCUGGAAGCACAGACUCAUCCUCACACACAAGGAAGGAGCCAUUUCCAGGGUCGCCUGCUGCCCCCAUGAUGACGACUUUGUGGCUGUAGCAACCAGCCAGGGAAUUGUGGUGGUCUGGGAGCUGAACCAGGAACGCCGCGGGAAGCCCGAGCGCAUCUACGUCUCUUCCGAGCACAAGGGCAGGAAGGUGACUGCCCUCUGCUGGGACACGUCAGUACUGCGGGUCUUCGUUGGAGAUCACAUGGGCAAAGUGUCGGCAAUCAAAGUGAACUCUUCCAAGCAAGGAAAGGCUGCUGCGGCUUUUGUGAUGUUCCCGGUUCAGAUCAUUACCAGUGUAGACUCCCGGGUAGUACAGCUCGAUUAUUUAGAUGGUCGGCUUCUGAUCUCCUCCCUGACGCGCUCUUAUCUAUGUGACACUGAGAGGGAGAAGUUCUGGAAAAUCGGUAACAAGGAGAGAGAUGGCGAGUAUGGCGCGUGUUUCUUCCCGGGUGGGCGGAGCUCUGGAGGUCAGCAGUCGCUAAUAUACUGCGCUCGCCCCGGAUCCAGGAUGUGGGAGGUGAACUUCGAGGGAGAGGUACAGAGUACGCACCAGUUCAAGCAGCUCUUGUCUUCCCCGCCUCUGCCGAUUAUUAGCACACGGUACGUAACAGGCGGGCUCUACUCCUCCUCCUCGCAUAUCUCGGAUGAUUUUAUUUUAUGUCGCCAUUUAUGUGAUCACAGUGUUGUCACAUGGACAGACCGUGGGUUAUAUGUGUUCCUUCCUCAGAACGUCCAGGUUCUGCUCUGGAGUCAGGUUAAAGGCAUCCAGGACAUGUGUGCGUAUAAGAGUGAUCUGUUCUGUCUGCACAUCGAUGGGAAGAUCUCCCACUUCUCUCUGCUGCCGGUGGACAGAUGUGUGGAACGGCUUAUUAAACGGAGCUCAUGGGGUUUGGCGGCAGGAGUCUGCCAUCUUUUCCAAAAUUCUGUAAUUUCUGGCAAAGUGAGGGAAGGUGUUACCGAUGGACAAGCUGAGCAUGUGAAGUCCCAGCUGGACCUGGUUCUUCAGGCAGAUCUGGUCAAACAGAUGGAAGAGGUCCUUUCCCGCGUGGAGCCCAUGGAUUCAGCAUGCAGCAGCAGGCGGAGCAGUAUCUCCUCCCAUGAGAGCUUCAAUGUGCUGGACUGCGGCAUUUACCGGGUGAUUAGUCGCAGGAACAGCCAAUCGGAUGAAGACUCCGGCUCUCUGUCACUGUCGGAGGAUGAGAGGCUGCGGGAGCUCUCCGUACCACUGGAGGAUGAACACGCAGAAUCAGUCUCCCGCAUGUUCUGCCCAUCAGACACCGCUUCUCAUGCCUCCGUGACAAUGGACAGCGAUCGGACCGAGCCCAUCCUCCCAUUCAGUCUCUCACUGCCAUUCCGUUCCACCUCACCCCGCAUGUCCCUGCAAGCUGUCAAAGAAAGUGUCUCAAGCUUUGUCAGAAAAACCACCGAGAAAAUUGGUACCCUCCACAUGAGUCCUGAAAUAAGGAGGAAGCAGGAGGCCAAGGAGGAAGAGCACCCCCAUGUAGUGACUGUAGAUGGUUUUUCCCAACAAGAAGAAGAGAAAACUGAACUAGAACCUCCCCAACCACCAACACCUUCUGUGGAGGAUAUUCUGCUGGGAGAACUGAAGCUUGCAACAUUGGAAGCCAUGUGA
Messenger RNA from Staurois parvus, 1854 nucleotides. Lineage: Eukaryota; Metazoa; Chordata; Amphibia; Anura; Ranidae. The record is from the annotation of a GenBank genome assembly.